Molecule: messenger RNA, 2316 nt
Organism: Alternaria rosae
Lineage: Eukaryota; Fungi; Ascomycota; Dothideomycetes; Pleosporales; Pleosporaceae
Exons: 7
Coding region: 392-1957 (521 amino acids)
Biological process (GO): regulation of DNA-templated transcription
Cellular component (GO): nucleus
Molecular function (GO): zinc ion binding; DNA-binding transcription factor activity, RNA polymerase II-specific; RNA polymerase II transcription regulatory region sequence-specific DNA binding
Source: RefSeq, a predicted model, not a curated record
UGUCAAGCGUCGCUAUUCGAAUGCCCCGUCGAGAUCACCCGCAUUGCAGCGGGAAGCUGUCAAAAUCUCCACUAGGAGGUUGGUCGGUGCACUUCUCCGCGAUUGGGCGUGGGAUUCUCCGGGUUCUUCCUUCCAAGGUUCGGUUCGGCAAAGCACGCGACCGCGAACAUUCACCUGUUCAUUCGUGCUUCUGAGACCACCUCUCCGCCACUCGUCUACCGCAACUACGGGCUCUGCUGUGCCACCAAAGAACGUGUUCCUGGCACAUCUCGACCUUCUGCGCGCUUUUCGAUGCUCGAGUGCGUGACGAGACCCCUGUCGUGACACACAUGAACCUGCGCGUCUCCAAGAAAAGCACCCGGCUCUGACACCGACCCACUACCCACACUUGAUGUCGGAAGCUGCACGACGAUCAAAUGGAGCUUCGCCAGUCAAAAUGACCGAACCACCAGAAGCCGACAAGGACAAAGUCGCUGCAGAAAACAACGCGCCCAAGACCCAUUCACCCUCCAAGAGCAAGCCCGAUGCGACCAAUCCGGAGGCGUCCGCAAAACAGCCAAAAAAGCGUAGAAAAGUAAAUCAUGCAUGCAUCUACUGCAGACGUUCGCACAUGACCUGUGACCUCGAGCGACCAUGCACACGCUGUGUCAAGCGGAAUAUUGGACACCUAUGUCACGAUGAGCCGCGUGAGGGUGUUAAAAAGUCCAAGUCCGAGCCAGAGAAUGGCGAUGGACAGAUUCAGCCCACUCAGGUCGAACCAACUCCCUCCGAUGCCGCAUCGACAGCCGCUCCUCCAGUUCCGGAUGCAGCGCUAAACCUGGCGCCUCACCCAGUACCUCCUAGUAGGGAUGCCAGCACUACGUCAGGUACCCAGCCUGACCCCGUAUCCGCGCCACAAUUACCUGCCCUGACAGCUGGUAGUCAGCCUUUCUUGGGCUACGAUGGUUUGCUCUCCUCAUCUCAGAACAACCUUCAGGACAUGCAGUUCCACCCCUCAUAUAUGUUCAAUACCUCCGAAGUCAGUAAUGAGUAUAACCUCCUCAACGACUUCCUCAACAACAGCCUCAUGGAUGACGGUGCGUUCUACGGAGGCAAUGACUUCCACAGCCUCUUCUCCGAUGCCUCACUCAUGAAUCAGAUGGGCUCGUUGAACAACAACUCUGCCUUUACCUCGAACGCGUCAAGACCGCAUCAACUACUCCCACCACCCGCGCAAAGUGUUGCUGGUAAUGCUGCAUCACGACAAGCAGGCGGAGUCCCUACCGAUAAGGCUAGAGAGAGGUACCUUGUCACGGCCGCCGACCCUGCUGGAUCAGACAGCCCUGAAGAGCGCAUGAACAAGCUGCUCAAGGCCAAGGUCGAUGCAGGACUGCUGAAGCCCUUCAAUUACGUCAAGGGUUAUGCACGGCUAAACCAGUACAUGGAGCAGAACUUGCAGCAGGCAUCUCGCAUUCGAGUACUGCGCCAACUGGAUCGCUUCCGACCUAAGUUCCGAGAGCGGAUGCAGAGCCUGACCGAUGUGGACCUGGUACGCAUCGAGAUGUGGUUUGACAAGAGCUUGAUGGAGUAUGACCGCGUCUUCGCAAGCAUGGCUAUACCUGCAUGUUGCUGGAGAAGAACAGGCGAGAUAUAUCGUGGCAACAAAGAGAUGGCGCGGCUCAUCCACGUACCGAUGUCAAAGUUGCGAGAUGGUAAUAUCGCUCUGCACGAGAUCAUCGCCGAGCCAUCACUCGUUUCGUACUGGGAGAAAUUCGGCGCCAUCGCAUUCGACCAUACUCAAAAAGCCAUCCUGACGAGCUGCUCCUUGAAGAACCCCGACCCGCACUCUAAGGAUCCUGAGAUACGUUGCUGCUUUUCUUUCACCGUCAAGCGCGAUGCUUGGAACAUACCAGCGUUGAUCGUGGGCAACUUCCUUCCUAUCACCGAGGCUACAUCAGGGCCGCUACCGGCGUCUUGAGGCCGUCGAAGGCGCACCACGAAUCACAACAAUGACUUCAUCAAUCGUCUACGAGUUCAAGAAUUCAAAGAAAAGCGAGCGCAUUAUCUUCAACGGCACCGAUUUGAGCGUUUCCGAGCUCAAAAAGGAGAGGGCCUUGCGGAAACCUCGUUCCGAACAAGUGUUUUUGUAAAAUUUUGCUGUACAAUGGGUUGGGAAUAGGGUAAUACCUGACUUGGAUGUCUUGAUGCAUCGGCCAGAAAGAGUGCGCACAUCUCUCGGGAGGGUAAUUGCAAGUGUGGCGAUAUCCACAGGUUUACUUCAACAUGUGCAUCCUUUUGCCUGCCUUCAUAUUUUCAUUCAUUUGUUCUUCCGCCUUG